Dujonia railenensis is the source of this 1473-nucleotide messenger RNA. The record is from the annotation of a GenBank genome assembly. NCBI's taxonomy places the organism in Eukaryota, Fungi, Ascomycota, Pichiomycetes, Serinales, Debaryomycetaceae.
AUGAUUGACACCAGUAAUGAUGACAUUAGUGAACCUUUCAUUCACUCGUUGGAUAAAGACGUAAAGCAUACAGUGCUUUUUGAAGACGAAUUAAUAGUAAUGGACUCUGCUGACUGGCGGAACAGCAUGUUGCUCCGAUUUCAAAUCCUAGGGGGAUACUUCGCCUUUGCAUUCUUUGGGCUUGCAGAUCAAACAGUAGGGACAUUGAUCCCAAUAUACCAAGAUCAUUACAAGAUUAAUGAUGUACAGACAAGUAUGAUUUUUUUAGCGUUGACCUCGGGAUACUUCCUGAUGGCCUUUUUAAGUGGCUGGUCCCACACCAAUUUAGGUGUCAGGGGAGUUGUAGUAAUGGGAAUGUCUUGCAUGAUAUUCUCUUUUAUAAUUAUAUCUACCGACCCCCCGUUCUUCUUAGUGGUUGUGUGUUAUGUAUUUAGUGGGUUAGGGGUUGGUGGUCUUGACGCAAGUCUUGGAACCUGGAUGGGGAACCUUGUAGACUCCAAUGAAAUUAUGGGUAUCUUACAUGGCUUCUAUGGAAUUGGGUGCAUGAUCUCACCUCCGGUAAUCACUUCUUUACUCGAAAGGAAAUCAAAUCCUUGGCACUGGAAUCUGUUUUACCUUGUGCUCGCCUGCCUAGGAUGCUCCAUUUUGGCCUUCCUCAUUUUGACCUACAGGAAUGAAACAGCAAAGAAGUAUAAGUACAUCAAUGUCAUGAAAGGCAGAAAGAACCGGAAAGAUCCACUCCAAGGAGAAAAUGAAGAAGAUGAGUUCGAGUUGGACAGUCUUAGUGGAUCUACUAAUAGACCAGAUGUGGAAGGAGAUGAAUCUGAAGAAGACCAAGAAGAUGAUGACACUCAUGUUUCCAUAUCUGAAGUCAUCAAAUCCCCAAUGGUGUGGGCACUUGCCUUUGCCCUUUUCACAUAUGUUGGAAAUGAAGUAGCCUUUGGAUCCUGGCUCAUUACUUACUUGACUCGUAUUAAAAAAUUCUCAUAUAAACAUUCGUCGUAUCUAGCUUCGACCUUUUGGAUAGGUUUAACUGCCGGAAGAAUUGUCCUUGGUUUUGUAACAACAAGAGCCUUCAAAACAGAGCUUAAGGCAAACUUUGCUUAUGUUAUUUUAACCCUUGCUGGAUACUUUUCUUUCUGGGUACUCACAGCCACAACUUCCAAUGAAUUGGUUAUCUACCCACUGGUAUUUUUCACUGGGGUGGUUGUUGGACCAAUUUUCCCCACAGUAAUUGUAUGUGCCCUAAAAUUGUUACCACACAGACUCCAAACUGCUUCUAUAGGGUUUAUAUGUGCAUUUGGAGGCGGAGGAGGUGCCGUUAUCCCAUUUCUUAUGGGUUUAGUUGCAGAGUCAAAGUUGGGGUUGGAAUGGUUUCCUUUGAUAAAUGUCAUCGUUUCAGGUCUAGUAGCAUGUAUGUGGAUCUUCAUUAUGAAGAAAUAUGGUUCAAAUUUUAGCGCUAAUACCAUUUAG